AUGACAACAAAGGAAGAUGACAACAAUAAUGGUCUGGUCAAAUUGGCUGAUAGAUUACGUAAUACUCUCGCCAUAGAAAGACAACUUGCUAAAGAAGAAUUAGGCAUUUACAAUAAACCUCAUCUCGACGAAACUCCUCUCACAAGAAGAAGAACGAGCGUUGUCAAGGAUAAGUUACGUACUGAGGACACUCCCAGAAGACGUACCUUAUCAAAUGGUGCUUCUAUCUUACCUCAACCUCAACGUGCACCUGAGUCUAAUUAUAUGAAAACCACAAAGGCUGCUGAUCAACAGAGAAGACAUUCGACUGCAAACACAACAGUUAAUAGAUUAUCAUCUGCCUCUCCAAGGAAAACCAGCAAUCUUUCGAGAGGUGAUACUACAUCUCCAUCCAUCACCAGCGAAGAUGAGAAACCAAAUUCAGCAUUAAAGAGAAGAUCUAUUUUAGCUGCAGCUACUGUCAAGGCACGCCAACAAUUAGAUUUAGCCAACAGCAGUAGCAGUAGUGAUGAACCUACCGUCACCAGACUUCGAAAGAAAUCCAUCGUGAAUGAAAAUCCUAUAGACUCAAUACUCGCCAACAGAAGGAUGUCUAGGACUGAAAAUCUCAAGGAUGGAUUGCCUACUUCUCCAACCAUCGCCGCUGCAAGAAUGGCCAGAAGAAAGAGCACCGCCAAUUCUCCCAGUGAAGAGCAAACUGCUGCUAGAAUGGCAAGAAGGAAGAGUACAAAGAAACCAACCGUGAGAAAGCGUGGUAAGACAUUACCUGGUAGUCUAGCCAAAGCACCUACUGUUCAGUCCUUACAAUUACCUCCUAUGAAGCUUGAACCUAUAAGAAUAACUAUUCCUCAACAAAAGCGACUGGCACCUAAAUCACCUUCUAAAAGGUUAUCCAUCUCUUCAUCUUCUGCCAACACCACACCUAUACCAAUCAGUUCCUCUUCCUCUUCCUCGGCCGAAGCACCUACAACCAUCGUUACACCACCCAAGAAAUCGAUUUCAACAAGAAGAGCUAAAGGACAGAGUCAUUUAGGCAUUUCUACCAGUCGACGACCUUCCUUGAAGACUCCUACCAGUGCUCAGGUUGUCACACCGCCAUUAAAAAAUUCUCCAGUGACCAUUCCUUCUCCACGUGUGCGACCCACUCCCACACGUCGCUCCAGUUUAGCUGUACCUUCCACAAAGAAAACACCAGUGACUGAUGAUCGUAAAUUAAGUGUGUCGGGUUAUUCCAACGGCAGCAGAAAGAAUUCAGUAGAGGAAACGAUUGAAAAGGACAAAGGUAGUCGACAUAGAGCUAUCAGCUUGAAGGAAAAAUUAGAAGCGAUGGUGGCACAACAUACGAUUGUUGGAGAUACAACCACACCUUCUGAAUAUCGACCUAGAAAAAAGAGUCAUGAGGACGAUAAAUAUUUACAACUUGUGUCAGCCGAAGAAAGAGCAAGACCUCAACGUAUCAAGGACUCAUUAUUAAUGUGGGAUAAAGAGAUGGUGGAAGCAUUUAGCCCCGGCGUGCCUAAAUCACCCCAGAUUGCCAUCAAAUUCUACGGCCAUCAUCUGAGUCCAUAUGAGCAAAAUGAAAUCAAUAAUUAUCCCGAAGUCUAUUUUGUGGGUCAUCAAUCCAAGAAAUAUCAAGCUAUGCCCGAUAAUCCUGCACUUAAUUACGGUUAUGAUGAUGAACGUGGAGAUUAUAAGAGUGUGACAAAUGAUCAUUUGGCGUACAGAUACGAAAUCCUAGAGGAGUUGGGCAGAGGUUCUUUUGGCCAAGUUGUCAAGUGUUAUGAUCAUAAAACUGCAUCUACCGUUGCUGUCAAAUUGAUUCGAAAUAAGAAACGAUUUUAUGCUCAAGCAAGGACAGAAGUGAAGAUUCUGGGUGAUUUAGUGAAAUGGGAUCCAGAGGAUAGACAUCAUAAUGUCAAAAUGACUGAUAACUUUUAUUUCCGAAACCAUCUGUGUAUUGCCUGUGAAUGUCUCAGCAUGAAUCUCUAUGAAUUUAUCAAGAUUAAUAACUUUCAAGGAUUCCAUAUCACUUUAAUCAAAAGAUUUACUGUACAAUUACUACGAUCACUAUCGUUAUUAAAUAGACAUGGCGUAGUGCAUUGUGAUUUAAAACCUGAGAAUAUUCUGCUCAAACAUCCCACAAAAAGCACAAUCAAAGUUAUCGAUUUCGGCAGUAGUUGUUUGGAAAGCCAAAGAGUGUAUACGUAUAUUCAAAGUCGAUUCUAUCGAUCACCCGAGAUUAUCUUGGGUCUUGAUUACACGAUGGCUAUCGAUAUGUGGAGUUUGGGUUGUAUUAUUGCAGAAUUAUAUACGGGUGUACCUAUUUUCCCCGGAGAAAAUGAACAAGAACAGCUUGCCUGUAUUAUGGAAGUACUGGGUGUGCCUGAGCCCGCAUUAGUGCAACAAAGCGAAAGGAGAAACUUAUUCUUUGAAUGGGAUCCCGCAAAACGGUUAAACCCCGAAAAGGCAUUCCAGCAUGAAUGGAUCCAACAAUCCACACGACCCACAGCUGUAAGGCCUGCAGAAGAAGACCAUCACGACCCUCAAACUCAGUCACCGAAACCCACUGCAACUCUAAAUGAUACCAAUAAUUAUGCAUAA
This is a messenger RNA of Mucor mucedo, 2601 nucleotides long. RefSeq names its product kinase-like domain-containing protein. The coding region runs from base 1 to 2601 and encodes 866 amino acids. The record is from RefSeq and is a predicted model, not a curated record. Gene Ontology annotation, biological process: peptidyl-threonine phosphorylation; peptidyl-serine phosphorylation. NCBI's taxonomy places the organism in Eukaryota, Fungi, Mucoromycota, Mucoromycetes, Mucorales, Mucoraceae. The transcript has 8 exons. Gene Ontology annotation, molecular function: protein serine/threonine/tyrosine kinase activity; ATP binding; protein serine/threonine kinase activity.